AGAAAUAUAACGCAUGCGCUUUCCCGCCAGCGGAGAAGGAAUUACCUUGACGUUGCGGUAGUGAUUGCGGCGAAUUCUAACAAUAUUAGUUAUUUUAUACAUUCGUGCGAUAUCUUUUAAUCAAAGACAGAAAAAAUAAUGGCUCUUCCAAGGUGCUAUUUUGAUAUGACUGCUGAUGGAGAACCGCUUGGAAGGAUCGUGUUCGAAUUACGAUCUGAUGUGGUCCCCAAAACUGCUGAAAAUUUUCGAGCUUUAUGCUCUGGAGAGAAGGGCUUUGGAUACAAAGGAAGCAUUUUUCACAGAGUAAUCCCAAACUUUAUGUGUCAGGCUGGUGAUUUUACUCAUCACAAUGGCACAGGUGGAAGGUCAAUUUAUGGAGACCGAUUUGAGGAUGAAAAUUUCAAUUUGAAACACACUGGGCCAGGUGUCCUGUCAAUGGCAAAUGCUGGUCCUAAUACAAAUGGGUCCCAGUUCUUUAUCACCACAGUCAAAACGAGUUGGUUGGAUGGGAAGCAUGUUGUCUUUGGCCAAGUUGUAGAAGGAAUGGAUGUAGUGAAAAAGAUUGAAAGUUACGGCAGCCAAAACGGUAAAACCUCGAAGACAAUCACUGUUGCCGAUUGUGGUCAGUUGUAGACCUCAUUCGGCCUUAAGCAUUUGCGACCUUCAUUCCAUGUCUUCUCUUAAUACAGAAUUUUACUUGUGCUUGAGUACAUUUUUGAAGAUUUUUGCAUUAUUCUUUUGCUACAAGUUUACUUUUGUUUUAUUUGUAAUAAUACAAUGUGGAUUUUUUUACCUAGAAAUGUUCAUAUUAGUGUUGAUUCUUCCUGAGGAACUGCCAUACUAGAUAUUCUAGUAUUAUUCCUUUUAACAGCUUGUAUAAUCUCAAAAGGUUUUUUGAGACAAAAUUAAGCAUUUUUAGAUACUGCUUUAACCAUUUCCCCUCACGUCUCUAUUUGUAGUGUAGCUUUCUUGUUACCUGACAAAUAAAACUUAUUAAAUGUGA
Stegodyphus dumicola is the source of this 1003-nucleotide messenger RNA. Its product is annotated as peptidyl-prolyl cis-trans isomerase-like. Gene Ontology annotation, molecular function: peptidyl-prolyl cis-trans isomerase activity; cyclosporin A binding. Gene Ontology annotation, biological process: protein folding; protein peptidyl-prolyl isomerization. Lineage: Eukaryota; Metazoa; Arthropoda; Arachnida; Araneae; Eresidae. Gene Ontology annotation, cellular component: cytoplasm. The record is from RefSeq and is a predicted model, not a curated record.